This is a messenger RNA of Amoebophrya sp. A120, 1596 nucleotides long. The record is from the annotation of a GenBank genome assembly. Lineage: Eukaryota; Dinophyceae; Syndiniales; Amoebophryaceae.
AAGCCUAAUGUUUGGCAACAGCUGCAACUUGACCUUCCGUCUCCGUGCUAUAUCUUGCUUACGAAGAACUCUACCACCACAACUUCAACGAUUUGUCUAGACAAAAGUCUUCUCUGCUUUAUUUUCAUCUGGUUUAUUCAGCCGAUUGCUGUGCACCUUCUUGUUCUUGCGAGAGGACUGGAAAGUAAACAUGGCGCGUUGUAAAAAUAAAAAUAUCUUCGGGGCGGCCCGUUCUUCCGCUAGUUCCGGCGUUUUGCCCUUGCUGCUGCUUGUGCCCUUUAUCUACUUGCAACACCUGUUUCUGCCCGCUGUUCAGGCUGGCCAGCCGCGACAGGGAAGAGAUCCUUCUUCGGGUCAGCACAGAGGAUCAAGUCGCGCGCGGGAAGGAAUGGAAAUGGUGCGUCUACCUCCAACAUCAGCCUCAGCGCAGCCCCUGCGAGCAGGCCUCGCUGGGUGGGUGACCACCCGGCCCGAUCGCCGGCACGCGAGGGAAACUCAGCGCAAAAAGCGCGAACUCGCCGAACUUGCCGAACAUGGGGGGAUUCCUUGGGGGGCGAUCCAGUCUUAUGUGAGCAAUGAAGACCCAGGUCACUACUUGCGGAGCCUAUUCCGGCUGUUGUUUUCCGGCAAGACGCAGGGGCCCCCGGUCACCGAGAUGCGGUGCGACCCCCGCAUGGGUCAACGUGCCGAAGUCCGCGACCUGGUAGAAGCGGCACCCGCAGCGCCAGUAUUCACGAGGGUUGAGGAGGCCGCGAUCUGGUGGAAGCUUUUUUUCCACCCGUGGCGCGAUCAUCCACCCCUUGCUGCAGUGAGCACGGCCUUUCGCGAAGCUACGACAGUAGUGGAAAGGAGCCCGGCGGACCGGAGUUACGCUGCCUUGGCGUCGUUCUUGAUGGGUGAGCUCUUUCCCCCCUUGCUGCACGACGCUGACACGCUAGUAUUUGAUGCGUUACCGUAUGGAGCCGGCAGUUGGGUACAUCAUCAUCAUCAUGUCGACGCUGAAACGCGUGCCCUCGUUGCUGCAUUUGUCGACGCUUUGGUCAGCGCGCUGGAGCGGCCCGGGGCAAAAAGCUACGGGCCGAACGGGGACCUCGAUUUCGAGGUGGAUCGUCGAGGUUCCUCGGAAACAUUGACGCUUACGUACGGACCGUCGGCAACUUGCAGCGGCACGCACACACGCACAUACGACGAGAGACGCGGUCCGUGCACGUUUUUCGAAGCCAGAGUGAACUCGCCCCCAGGGAGCAGGUUAGUGAUUAUAAGCGCCACAGAUGUCGACAGGACACAAGGAGAAGCGCUCUUUCGCCAAAUUAACACCCGCGCCAACCACUCUGAGUACACGGAGCAGGUCUCGGUCUCGUUCGAUUUCUGUGGCAAAUUACCAUCAGAAUGGUGCCUGCUGAUGGAGUGGGGGUGGGUGGCACAUGCUCAUCUAGGGGUUACGAAAAAAUAUUCUACGAAUCCCGGGAUCGACGGCCUGAAGUACAAUCUGGAGCUCCGUUUUUCAGUAAAAAUCGGCUCUUGAACCCGUACUACUAAGUUGUACUAGGGAACGAAGAGAAACAUAUGUAUAUUUAUAUGAUAGUGGACGAGGAC